GCGCGUUUGUCUGGCAGGUCGUUCGCCUCUUGAUGAGACCUUAGUUGCGAGGGGGUGUAGGCCAUUCGCUGGCGUCAGUGCUCCUCCCCUGGACCCACGCACGGAAACGCGCACCCAUUUGGGGAUCCAUACGCCUGUAUACACGCACCAGCCCUCCGCGGGCGGUGCUGCUCAGGCUCAUCCUUUUUCAACCCCGGGAUCUGGCCGCUACCUUGCCUCGUUUUUGUGCGGCGCCUGCUGGCCCGGCUCACUCCAGCGCAGAGAGGCUGGGUUUAUAGGCGCAGCAGCUCCGGAGGUCGAGUUGGGCUUAGAGUACAGGCCGGCGGAGGCCGGCUGGGACACGGCCGGGGCUAUGCUGGGCAAGGAUUACAUGCUGGCCAUCAUUCUGGUCAACUGCGAUGAUGACUUGUGGGGGGACCAGAGUCUGGAGGGGGAGCCAGGCCUGCCCCCUGGCUGGAGGAAGAUCCAUGAUGCUGCAGGUACUUACUAUUGGCAUGUACCCAGCGGUAGCACCCAGUGGCAACGCCCAACCUGGGAGCCAGGAGAUGCCGAGGACUCAGGCACGAGGACGGAAGGGAUUUGGGGACUUCGUCCCCCCAAGGGGAGAUCCUUCUCCAGCCUGGAGAGCUCACUGGACCGGAGUAACGCUCUGUCCUGGUAUGGUGAGGAAUCCUACAUCCAGAGCAUGGAGCCAGGGACUAAGUGCUUUGCAGUCCGCUCUCUGGGCUGGGUAGAGAUACCCGAAGAGGACCUGGUACCAGGGAAGAGCAGUAUUGCAGUCAAUAACUGUAUCCAGCAGCUGGCCCAGACCCGCAGCCGGGGCCAGCCUCCAGAUGGUGCCUGGGGUGAGGGCCAGAACAUGCUGAUGAUCCUGAAGAAGGAUGCCAUGAGCCUGGUGAAUCCCCUGGACCACAGUCUGAUCCAUCGCCAGCCUCUGGUGCACAUCCGUGUAUGGGGUGUAGGCAGCUCCAAGGGCCGUGACAGGGACUUUGCAUUUGUGGCGGGUGACAAAGACAGCUGUAUGCUCAAGUGCCAUGUGUUUCGCUGUGACGUCCCUGCCAAGGCCAUUGCCAGUGCCCUACAUGGGCUCUGUGCCCAGAUCUUGUCAGAGCGAGUAGGAGUCACUGGUGAUUCCCCUUGCUGUUCUCUAGACCCCAUCUCCCCUGAAGACCUGCCACGGCAAGUGGAGCUGCUGGAUGCAGUGAGCCAGGCUGCUCAGAAGUAUGAGGCACUAUACAUUGGGACCCUGCCAGUUACCAAGGCCAUGGGCAUGGAUGUACUGAACGAGGCCAUUGGUAUCCUCACCAGCCGGGGGGACCAGGAUGCCUGGAUCCCUGCCAUGCUCAGUGUGUCUGACUCUUUCAUGACUGCACAUCCCAUUCAGGCAGAGGCUGGUGCAGAGGAGGAGCCACUGUGGCAGUGCCCUGUGCGCCUUGUGACCUUUAUUGGUGUUGGCCGUGACCCACACACCUUUGGCCUCAUUGCUGACCUGGGCCGUCAGAGCUUCCAGUGCGCAGCCUUCUGGUGCCAGCCCCACGCAGGGGGACUCUCUGAAGCUGUGCAGGCUGCUUGCAUGGUUCAGUACCAGAAGUGUCUUGUGGCCUCUGCAGCUCGAGGCAAGGCCUGGGGUGCCCAGGCCCGAGCCCGCCUGCGGCUCAAGCGGACCAGCUCUGUGGACUCCCCAGGAGGUCCCCUGCCUCUCCCCCUGCUGAAAGGAGGGGUCGGGGGUACAGGAACAGCCCCUCGAAAGCGGGGUGUCUUCUCUUUUCUUGAUGCCUUCCGGAUGAAACCCUCUCUGCUCCAUAUGUCCUAAAUUGAUCUGGGAGGACUGGAAAAGGAUGCUCUGGGUCCAUGCUCAACUCUGUACCCCUUAAUUCCCCAGGGGCCUGUAGCCUCUUACCCCCCUUGGAGCCUUCUCUGACUGCCUCUCCGACCUUUUUCAGCUUCUGUUUAUUGCCCAGUUUAUUCUUUAAAUGGAUGACAGAGACCCUGCACCCCAACCUAGGUAGGUUCUUGGCUCUCCUUUUCCUAGGUCCCUGUGUUCCUUGUCCCUGUCCAGCCCCAGACAGUUGGCUCUACCUCAGCAACACUUUAUAGUAAAAUCAGUACAAAUAAAAAUCCUUCAGUGACCUCA
Messenger RNA from Pteropus alecto (black flying fox), 2134 nucleotides. It is a transcript of the gene APBB3, whose product is annotated as amyloid beta precursor protein binding family B member 3. The record is from RefSeq and is a predicted model, not a curated record. Lineage: Eukaryota; Metazoa; Chordata; Mammalia; Chiroptera; Pteropodidae. Gene Ontology annotation, cellular component: cytoplasm; nucleus. Bases 353 to 1813 code for a protein of 486 amino acids. Gene Ontology annotation, molecular function: transcription factor binding; amyloid-beta binding. Gene Ontology annotation, biological process: regulation of DNA-templated transcription. The transcript is spliced from 13 exons.